Messenger RNA from Kwoniella shivajii, 1746 nucleotides. RefSeq lists its product as uncharacterized. The transcript is spliced from 6 exons. Lineage: Eukaryota; Fungi; Basidiomycota; Tremellomycetes; Tremellales; Cryptococcaceae. Gene Ontology annotation, molecular function: oxidoreductase activity. The coding region runs from base 1 to 1746 and encodes 581 amino acids. The record is from RefSeq and is a predicted model, not a curated record.
AUGAUAACAGGUCUAUCCAAAAGACUUGUAUCGUCUUCAGCGCCAUUCAUAAAAGUAAUCGGAAAUCAACUUGAAUCCCAAUUGGGAUCGUACAGGAAUAUGUCACGAACAACCAUUUCGAAAGAUUAUCCAACUUCGACAGCUGAACCAUCCAAAUUGUUUCCUUUUCCUGGUAUAUCAUGGGAUUCAACUAAAGCGGUCAGACAAGUACUAGAGGAGAAUGACAGAGGUUAUGAUAUAUACGAAUCUGCAAGAUAUGCACAUAAUCAUUUCCCUCAUUCGGUCCUCACUCGAUAUGCCUUGGGUGGUUCCUCUCGAUUGUUGAAAGAUACAUGGGAUCAUGAUAGACCGCAUCUUGUAUCGCUUGAUCCAUACGAUAAAAGUCGUGAAAAGGAAAACCUGAAAGAGGCUGAUGUUCCUGAUCAGAUUGAUCAAAGUAAUUGGGGUGAUAGGAAAUAUGUAGGAAUGAAAGGGGCAUACUCUCGCUAUUUGACUUUCUUCCAUGGCGAAAUAGCUCGUCUUGGUCCUACCGAAACUUUGAAUCAAUACAUUUUCACUCCUGAAGCUAAUUGGGAAUCAUUCAACACAUCGUCAUCUUCUGAUGGAGAGACAAAAGAGAAAGAUGGUCCGAUGAUGAUUGAUCGUCUUGUGGGAGGCGUUUUUCAUCCUUUUAUUCAUGUAGGAUUCGGAUUGGAAUUCAAUGAUCGUAUCGUUUUAGCUGAAGGUCUCGCAGAAGCUGCUAUCCAUUCAGAUGAAUUGAAUGCACCGCUUUUAACUUCAGAAUGUAUACGUGAAAUAAUCAAUCCUUCCAAUCCGACCCCUGAACAUCUUCAAAUACCAGCUCGAUCAAUUCCCACCAAUGAAGAUACUUUAGAACCUACUGAUGCACGUGAACCAAGACUUGGAAGAUCACUCUUAGAGAUUUAUUCGAUCCUCUUAUCUUCAGAUACGUUGAUUCCUGAACCGUAUAAUCCUGAUUCAAGCAUAAAUGAAAGGAUCAAAUUCGCUUCUGAAGGAGGAAGAGCAGAAGGUCUAAGGAAAUUGAUCGAAGAUUGGAGUUUGUCAAAUGAGGAAUUAUCGGAUAAUGACCAAAUGGGUUGGAAAAGAAAAUUCGAAGAAUUGGCUAUUUUCACUACUUUAUUAGCUUGUGCUACUGGUAAAAAAGGUAAACCGUCAAAAGUCGAUUUCUUCUUGGUCCAUACUUUGACAUCAUCUAUAUUCAUUCCGACUUAUAUGCCUGUCUUGUCAAUCCCUAAUAGACGAUUACUCUUCAAAGCGUAUUUACUGGUUAUUCUGAAUACUGCAUUAGCCAGAGGACGACCUCGUAUCGACCCAGAGUUGAUAAUGUCAUAUGACCCUUACCCUGUCGCUCCUGGAACGGAUGGAUCAGUCAAGGCUAAACAAGGGGAUGUAUUGGGUCAACCUGACAAGAAAGAAAGUAGAAAUCCAUGGUUAAGCAUGAUAGAAAGUUGUUUAGCUCAUCCAGAUUCACAUGUACCCAAAGCCAUUCGAUCAUUAUUGUAUUUCACAGAACUGUACGGAUCGACUAAAGAAGGUUGUUUCAUAGGAACAUACCUUUCAGGAGGUCAAACCCACGAAACCAUAAAUGGAUUAAGUAAAGUUGACGGAACGGUUUUCGUAAGAGCCGCAGGUAUCAUAAUGGAUCAAUUGGGUUGGACGAGAGAAGGUAAAGAUCAUGGUGAUUGGGAAUUCAGUCCUGUGGGCUAUGAUGAAGUUUGGAAAUAA